This is a messenger RNA of Polistes canadensis, 1108 nucleotides long. RefSeq names its product 28S ribosomal protein S2, mitochondrial-like (gene mRpS2). Gene Ontology annotation, molecular function: structural constituent of ribosome. Gene Ontology annotation, biological process: translation. The coding region runs from base 166 to 957 and encodes 263 amino acids. Lineage: Eukaryota; Metazoa; Arthropoda; Insecta; Hymenoptera; Vespidae. The record is from RefSeq and is a predicted model, not a curated record. The transcript is spliced from 3 exons. Gene Ontology annotation, cellular component: ribosome; mitochondrial small ribosomal subunit.
GCACCUUAAGAAUAAGAAAGUGUAUUAAUUUUUCCUCUUUUGGCCCUUUUUGACACUCUUUGAAAGAUGUGAAUUCGAAUGAUUAGAAAUGAAUAGUGAAUAAUAAUUAUAGAUUAAGAAGGACAGCAAAUAUUUCAAUAAACAUUUGAAACGUCUUUACACAUAAUGGCUAGAAUUACAAUACAAAAAUAUUUACAAAAAUUUUUACGAGAACGAAAUUUUCUACGAGCAUUUGGAUCAAAUGUUUAUCGACAAAAAAUGUCAACGCAAGCUUCCAUUAUUAAGCAAGAAGAAACAAAUGAUAAAACAGAAUUCACCAUUAAUCCUAUGAAACAUCCAGACUUUUUUCAAGUACACAAUUUUUUUACUGUCAAAGAUUUAUUCGACGCAAUGGUACACUAUGGUCACAAGGAAGGUACUUUACAUAAAAAUAUGCGUCCUUUUAUAUUUGGAUCUAGAUUAGGGCACUUGAUAAUAGACUUGAACCAAACGGCUGAACUCUUAAGACAAGCAUUGAAUUUCGCUGCUCAUAUUGCAUUUCAAGGUGGAUUAAUUUUAUUUAUUUCAAAAAAUCCUGCAAGUACUUACGUUGUAGAAAAAACAGCUAAGAAGUGUCAAGAAUAUGCGCAUACCAGAAUCUGGAGAGAUGGAACAUUUACUAAUUCUGUUAGAAUGUUUAAAUUGGAAACUAGGUUACCCGAUCUCUGUAUAUUUAUUCACACUCUUGACAAUGUAGUCACACCGCAUCCUGCAAUCAUUCAAGCAGCAAAAAUGUGUAUACCUACAAUUGGUAUCGUUGAUACAAAUUGUAAUCCUAACCUUAUAACAUACCCAAUUCCUGGUAAUGAUGACACACCCUGUGCCAUUGAACUUUAUUGUAAACUUUUCUCCGAGGCAAUAUUACGUGGCAAAAAUGCUAGGAAAACUAUCUUAAAGAAGUCAGAAUCUAUCGAAUAGUAAUUGUUAAUAUUUGAUGUGUAAAAAGGUAAAAUACAAUUCUCUCUUCGAUAUAUUUCAUUUAUUACACGAUUUAUUUUUUACAAAAAAAUGUAAUUUUUUCAUUACUAUCAGCCACGUUAUACGAGUUAAAUAAAGAAUUGAUAAAAAA